AUGGCUGCUGGAGAUUCACACAAUUACAAGUUUGUGACCGUUCAAUCCAGGUAAAACAAUAAUUUUUUAGGCGUUUAUUUUGAAUUCGAACAGGACUAUUAAGCUUUAAAGAAGCAUUAGAAUUUAUUUUAGCUAUUAUUAUUAUUUUUUUAGUUUUUAAUUUGUUUAUCUUGAAAAAACAUUAACUGACCUAUGUUAUUUUAGUAUGGGAACGUUUGUGAUUGAAUUAUAUUGGGAACACGCGCCUAAAACCUGCCAAAACUUUGCUGAGUUAGCCAGAAGAGGUUAUUACAAUAACACAAUUUUUCAUCGCAUCAUCAGCGAGUUUAUGAUUCAAGGAGGAGAUCCAACUGGAACAGGUAAUGAUUUCUUAUAUUGUUUUUGUUUUAGGUGAAGCUUCUAGAAAGAUAAUUGGUUUCUAGACUUGAAAUAUUGAAGAUGAAGGUAUUUUUAACCUGUUAGGAAAUAUUGGGCUGAAUUACGCAGUUAAUAACAUAGUUACGGCUUAUAAUGUUGUAGUAUGGGGGCGAAGAGUGUUGUGGUUGAUAUUAGCUGUAACUUUUUUUAAGAAAUAGCUGUUGCCUUUGAAUUUUUAGGGAAUGUGGCUUGGCUUUCGGUUUAGCUACUGCAAAAGGAAGCCUUUAAAAGUUUGCAAUUUGCACAAUAUUACAGUAAUUUCACUGUAUCUAUAUUGUUAGGAAGGUUUAUAUGGUUUUUUAAUGAAAAGUAAUAUUUUGAGUAUGUUUUGAAGCUAAAUUUGAAUUUAUUUAAACAUUUUUGAUUGUAACAGUUACUUUUAUUAAUGUCUUAAGGGAAUUUCAAUACAAAUUGCUUUAGGCAGAGGAGGAACAUCAAUUUACGGAGCCAGAUUCGAAGAUGAAUUGGAUGCAAGGCUGAAGCACACUGGAGCCGGUAUUGUAUCUAUGGCAAAUUCCGGCCCAAACACGAAUGGAUCACAGUUCUUCAUAACGUUAGCACCAACACAACAUUUGGAUGGGAAACAUACGAUCUUUGGCAGGAUAAACUCUGGCAUGAAGGUGAUUCAGAAGAUGGGUAAUGUGGAAACUGACGCGAAUGAUAAGCCGAUUCAAGAAAUCAGGAUUAUCAAGGCUUCUCCUUCUGAUGAUGGCUUUGCUUAA
Molecule: messenger RNA, 1139 nt
Organism: Bursaphelenchus okinawaensis
Lineage: Eukaryota; Metazoa; Nematoda; Chromadorea; Rhabditida; Aphelenchoididae
Source: the annotation of a GenBank genome assembly